Messenger RNA from Ichthyophthirius multifiliis, 1836 nucleotides. RefSeq names its product major facilitator superfamily protein, putative. The record is from RefSeq and is a predicted model, not a curated record. The transcript is spliced from 3 exons. Gene Ontology annotation, cellular component: membrane. Lineage: Eukaryota; Ciliophora; Oligohymenophorea; Hymenostomatida. Gene Ontology annotation, molecular function: myo-inositol:proton symporter activity. Gene Ontology annotation, biological process: transmembrane transport.
AUGGCAUAAUAAGUAUAAAGUUCAUAAGAUAAUAAUACUUAAGUAAGACCAGUUAGUUAAUCUGGUAAUAAGGCAUCUCUUCCAAUACACGAAGAUCACCUUUACGAUAAACCUAAUAUGGCAAGUAAUUCCCACAAAAACGAAAAGCAUCAUCAUCAUCUAAAAUAAGAAUGGCGAAUUUAUUGUAUGACUCUAAAUGCGUGUUUAGGUUCUUUUUAUUUCGGGUAUAAUUUAGGUGUUUAUAAUAGUGCCUAGAGGGUUAUUUAAGAACUCAAUGAAUGGACAGAAGAUUAAUAUAAAUAAUAUACAUCUAUAAUUACGGCUUUUAUGCCUUUAGGCGCUUUAAUAGGAUGUCUUAUAAGUAAACAAAUUAUAACAUAUUUAAAUGGGAUUAGAAAAUCUAUGAUUGUUUUUGAUAUACUAGGUAUUAUUGGCACUAUUAUUCUUAUUUCUGAUACUACUGUUCCUAAUCUAUUAAUUGGUAGGAUUAUUUGUGGAUUUGUGGUUGGUAUCAAUACUGCAAUUGUUCCUGUUUAUAUCAAAGAUUUUUCGCCUAUAGAAAUAAGUGGAAAAGCGGGAGGAAUAAACUAGGUGGCUCUAACUUUUGGUACUUUUUGUAGUUAUUUAGCAGCUUUAUUAGUCCCUUUACCUGAAAUACUAAAAGAAAUAAAUUAUACAAACUAAGUAUAUUGGAGAAUAUUACUUGGAAUACCAAUUAUUACAUGUUUAAUUCGUUUAACGAUUUUAAGUUUUAUUUAUAAACUUGAGACUCCUACAUUUAUGAUGAAACAACACAGAUAUGAAGAAGUUAAAGGAUAUCUUUAAUAGAUUUACGAAAAUGAUGAAUGGAAGGAAGUAUUUUAAGAAUUAGAGGAAAAAGUAAAUACUUAAUAAAAUGAAAAGAAAGAAGUAAAAAGUAAAUAAAAUUUAUGUGGUUCAAGCCAAAAUCAUAAUAGUAAUACUAAUAAUAAUAAUAAUAAUAAUGAAAUAAACUCAGCAAUGAAAUCAGUGUAAGGCGUUUUAGGAUCUUUAUAGACAAAUUAGGAUGUUUAAUUAUAACUAGCAUCGAAUCAAAAUGAUUUUAAACUAAAAAGUGAAGAAGAGUUUUUCCGUGAAAAAUUGUAUUAACUUGGAAAUAAAUAUUCUUAUAAAAGAAGAUUUUUUAUCGGAUGUCUUAUUUAAUUUUGUACGUAAUUAAGUGGUGUUAAUGCCAUUCUUUUCUAUUCGAACGAAAUAUUUAAAGAAGUCACACAAAGUGAAAUGACAGCAAGAAUUUGUACUAUUUUCUUAGGUUUAAAUAAUACUUUAAUUACUACAAUAGGAAUUAAAAUUAUUUAAAAAAUCGGAAGAAGAACUUUUAUGCUUUCAGGAAUAUUUGUAGUAUAGUUAACAAUGUAUAUAUUAAGUAUUUUAUAAGUUUCCGAAAAAUCUGUUGCAGUACAAAUUUUGGGAAUUGUACUUAUUUUCAUUUAUUUAUAAGGAUGGUAAUUAAGUCUAGGAGCUGUUACAUGGGUUUAUAAUGCUGAAAUUUUAGAUGUGACCGGUAUAUCUAUAUCUACUUUUAUUAGAUGGGCUUUAGCUAUGUUUAUUGGAUUUGUAUUCCCUUUUAUGAAAGCCGAUAUUAAAUUAUUUGGAAGUUUUAUUGUUUUUGGUGGUGUUUCGAGCAUUUGCUUUGUUAUUUUAUAUUUUUUAAUGAAAGAAACUAAAGAUAAAAACAGAUAUUAAAUCUUAUAGAAUUUUUGUGAUACUAAAACUUGGAAAUUAUAUGAAAAAGAAGCUAUGAGUUAUGCGAAGGAAUAAAUAAAAAUUUAAAAUGGCUAAUAUACUGUAGCAUGA